Molecule: messenger RNA, 3260 nt
Organism: Rubroshorea leprosula
Lineage: Eukaryota; Viridiplantae; Streptophyta; Magnoliopsida; Malvales; Dipterocarpaceae
Source: the annotation of a GenBank genome assembly
GCGUGAAACUCAAUCUCCCACGAUCCUCUCAAAUCGAAUCCUUUGUUAUUACUUUCUACUUUCUACUUUCUAGUUUCCGGUUUACUGUCCUGAAAUAUAUGGGCUGAGCUGAGAUCCUCUUAAAUCUCAAUCUCUUUCAAUUCAUCGCGUGAUCUGCAAUAUCCUUGGAAUGACAAACCCUAAUAUCAUCAAUUCACUUCCUGAAUCCGCAAUCAACUGAAUAUCUCCGUUUCCAUUUCUCAGACUCCUUGAAAACUGGUAUUUACGUGAGAUUCAAAAUGGCGGAGGAGAUCAGUGGAGGCAGUGGUGGAGGAUCAUCGUCAGAUAGAGGCGGAGAGAUCAACGGAGUUGGAUUGGCGUCGAUGGACUCCUUGGAAUCACGCUGGGUCUUCCAGGACGACGAGGAGUCCGAGAUCGAAGACGAUGAAGACGACGAAGAUGCAGCCCAGCGUGCUGGAUUAGACUCUGAGGACGACGAUAAUGUGGAGCAGCGCUUGAUUCGUACUGGGCCGCACAUAGACUCCUUUGAUGUCGAAGCUCUUGAAGUUCCCGGAGCCCAGAGAAGCGACUUCGAGGAUUUCAGUAUAGGAAGGAGAAUUACGCUUGCUUUUCAGACUCUUGGAGUUGUCUUUGGCGAUGUUGGAACAAGUCCACUGUAUACCUUCAGUGUGAUGUUUAGCAAGGCACCUAUUAAUGGAAAUGAAGAUGUUCUUGGAGCACUAUCACUGGUACUUUACACCUUAAUCUUGAUCCCCUUAGUUAAGUACGUGCUCAUUGUUCUUUGGGCAAAUGAUGAUGGAGAAGGUGGUACUUUUGCAUUGUACUCCUUGAUUUGUCGGCACGCUAAGGUCAGUCUUCUUCCAAAUCAACUACCGUCAGAUGCCCGCAUAUCAAGCUUUAGGUUAAAGGUUCCAUCACCUGAACUUGAGAGAUCACUAAAAAUCAAGGAAAGACUUGAGACCUCGGUGACUCUGAAGAAGCUUCUUCUGAUACUGGUUCUUGUUGGCACUUCUAUGGUAAUAGCUGAUGGAGUUGUUACGCCAGCAAUGUCAGUAACAUCUGCUGUUGGUGGUCUAAAGGUUGGAGUGUCCACAAUUAAACAUGAGCAAGUGGUGAUGAUAUCAAUUACCUUCCUUGUAAUUUUGUUCAGUGUACAGAAGUUUGGAACAAGUAAAGUGGGACUUGCUGUAGGCCCUGCACUGUUUAUAUGGUUUUGUUCUCUUGCUGGUAUUGGGAUUUACAACCUGGUUAAAUAUGACACCAGUGUCUUGAAGGCUUUUAAUCCUAUUCACAUGUAUUUAUUCUUCAAAAGGAACUCAGUUAAGGCUUGGUAUUCGCUUGGGGGUUGUCUUCUAUGUGCAACAGGGUCUGAAGCAAUGUUUGCAGAUCUUUGCUACUUUCCUGUACGAUCAGUUCAGCUUACAUUUGUGUUUCUCGUUUUGCCUUGCCUUUUAUUGGGUUAUUUGGGUCAAGCUGCAUACCUUAUGGAAAAUCAUAGUAGUGCUGCUCAGGUCUUCUUUUCUUCAAUUCCAAGUGGUGCUUUUUGGCCUGUUUUUCUAAUUGCUAAUGUUGCUGCAUUAAUUGCUAGUCGUGCAAUGACAACAGCUACAUUUUCAUGCAUAAAACAAUCAACUGCUCUUGGUUGUUUCCCUCGUCUCAAAAUCAUACAUACUUCGCGAAAAUUCAUGGGUCAGAUUUAUAUUCCUGUCAUUAACUGGUUUUUGCUGGUUGUUUGUGUGAUCUUCGUCUGCUCAAUUUCAAGCAUCAAUGAGAUUGGAAAUGCAUAUGGUAUUGCGGAGCUUGGAGUGAUGAUGAUGACCACGGUUUUAGUAACCAUUGUUAUGCUUCUUAUAUGGCAGAUAAACAUUAUAAUCGUGCUGAGUUUUGUGAUCAUUUUCCUCGGGAUUGAAUUGACCUUUUUCUCAUCUGUUUUAUGGAGCAUUGCAGACGGAAGUUGGAUAAUAUUGGUUUUUGCUGUGAUAAUGUUUCUAAUAAUGUACAUAUGGAAUUAUGGGAGCAAGCUUAAGUAUGAAACUGAAGUAAAGCAAAAGCUGUCAAUGGAUUUGAUGCGGGAAUUGGGCUGCAAUCUUGGGACAAUCAGGGCUCCUGGCAUUGGCUUACUUUAUAAUGAGCUGGUGAAGGGAGUCCCAGCCAUUUUUGGCCAUUUUCUAACCACUCUUCCAGCUAUACACUCAAUGAUCAUAUUUGUGAGCAUAAAGUAUGUUCCAAUUCCUGUGGUGCCGCAGAGUGAAAGGUUCCUCUUCAGGCGUGUCUGCCCUAAAAGUUACCACCUAUUUCGAUGCAUUGCUAGGUAUGGUUACAAGGAUAUCCGAAAGGAAAAUCACCAAGCUUUUGAGCAGCUGCUGAUUGAAAGUCUUGAGAAGUUCAUUCGUCGGGAAGCCCAGGAGCGUUCACUGGAAAGUGAUGGGGAUGAGGACACAGAUUCUGAGGAUACCUCUUUUUCAAGGGUACUCAUAGCUCCCAAUGGAAGUGUCUACUCAUUAGGUGUGCCUCUACUGUCUGAGUUUAGGGACACAACUAUACCUAUUUCAGAAGCAAGCACCUCAGGGGAGGUGAAGCCGAUGCAGUCCUCAGAUCCAACAUUACCUGAUGCAGAGCAGAGUCUUGAGAGGGAACUAUCUUUCAUACGCAAGGCUAAAGAAUCAGGGGUUGUUUAUCUUCUUGGUCAUGGAGAUAUUAGAGCAAGAAAGGAUUCCUGGUUCAUUAAAAAACUAGUCAUAAAUUACUUUUAUGCUUUCCUGAGAAAGAAUUGCAGGAGGGGUAUUGCAAACUUGAGUGUACCCCACUCACAUCUUAUGCAGGUUGGCAUGACUUACAUGGUUUGAUGUGAUGACUUUACUUCCACAACAAGAUACAUCGCUAUUACUCAAAAUAGGAAAGGACUUGAUACUGGAGAAAGUUCAAAACAACUAUUCUUAGCAUUCUCCACUUUGAUGGAAGUUUCACCAAUGAUUACACUAUUGCUUGCACCAUUCGCUUGAUUACCGCUGGCUAUUAGAAUCUGCAGCAACAUGAAAAUCUCUGAAGUUUUGUAAUUUUUCUUUUUUCAACUUUUUAUAGUUGGCUUUCUGCAUUGAUUAUCGUUUCAAUGUUUGGUUAUUGUCACUUUUCACUUUUGCCAGUAGGUUGAUAUAUUUAUCUAGUCUUGUAACUAGGGCUGAGCAUGGUACGGUACGGUUACCAUAUUGCUCUCAAAUUAUGGUAACCGUUUUAAGUGGUAAUGAAAAAAAUUUACCACU